Eremothecium gossypii ATCC 10895 is the source of this 678-nucleotide messenger RNA. It is a transcript of the gene REX2, whose product is annotated as Rex2p. The record is from RefSeq and is marked provisional. Gene Ontology annotation, molecular function: nucleic acid binding; 3'-5'-RNA exonuclease activity. Lineage: Eukaryota; Fungi; Ascomycota; Saccharomycetes; Saccharomycetales; Saccharomycetaceae. The transcript has a single exon. Gene Ontology annotation, cellular component: mitochondrion. The coding region runs from base 1 to 678 and encodes 225 amino acids.
AUGCUUCGCCUGCGCCGCCAGCUCCGCCGCAUCUGCCUCUCGCGCCCCGCGCGCCGCGCCAACCCCUACCUCGCGCCCGGCGAGCUCUACAAGCCCAUCGUCUGGAUCGACUGCGAGAUGACCGGCCUCGACCACACCUCGGACCACAUCAUCGAGGUCUGCUGCCUCGUCACCGACGGGCACCUCAACCCCGUCGACGACGGCUACGAGAGCGUCGUGCACGCCUCCGCCGCCGCGCUCGCCGCCAUGGACGCCUGGUGCACCCAGCACCACGGCGCCAGCGGCCUCACCGCGCGCGCGCUGGCCUGCCCCAAGUCCGCCGCGCAGGUCGAGGCAGAGCUGCUCGCCUACAUCCGCCGUCUCGUCCCCCGCCCCGGCCGCGCCGUGCUCGCCGGCAACAGCGUGCACAUGGACCGCCUGUUCAUGCUGCGCGACUUCCCCGCCGUCGUCGCCCACCUGUCCCACCGCAUCAUCGACGUCUCCUCGCUCGCCGAGGUCUGCGCCCGCCACAACCCCGCGCUGCACGCCGCCACGCCCCGCAAGCGCGCCGCCCACACCGCCCGCGCCGACAUCCUCGAGAGCAUCGCCCAGCUCCGCUGGUACCGCGCCCACUACCUCGUGCCGCCCGAGAUGACCUGCACAUCCGCCGAUGACCCGGCCAGCCCUACGCCUACAUAG